Perkinsus marinus ATCC 50983 is the source of this 2018-nucleotide messenger RNA. RefSeq lists its product as hypothetical. The record is from RefSeq and is a predicted model, not a curated record. The coding region runs from base 39 to 1610 and encodes 523 amino acids. Gene Ontology annotation, molecular function: RNA polymerase II CTD heptapeptide repeat phosphatase activity. NCBI's taxonomy places the organism in Eukaryota, Perkinsozoa, Perkinsida, Perkinsidae. The transcript has 13 exons.
CUGAAGUUUAUAACAUUUUACGUCUUGAAAAGCUUCAUAUGAUGGAUCCGGAAAGCGAUAAUGAGCGGAAAGAACCGGUCGGGCUCACAGAUCGGCGGCGACGACCUCGUUCCGUAUCACGGCAAACAGCUUCAACCGACGUUGCUUCGGACUCUGAGGCUUCCACAGGUUGUCCAAGUGUAGCUGAUCGCGGAGGUUUCUGGCACCAUACAAUGCGGCGACAUAGACUCGAUGUUGUAUUGGAUCUUGAUCGAACCAUGGUGAAUAGUUUCGAGAUUAGGAAGGCAGGCCGGUCGGAGUCAGAAAAUGUUACUCCCAUUCUGCAAGAGAUCUACCGGGACGAAGAGGGACUACCCGAGUUGUACCUUUGCGUAAUUAGCGAUGUUAAAGUGUUGACUAAAAUACGUCCGCACGCGAGAGCUUUCAUCAGAGAGCUGGUGGCGAGUACAGACUAUGGUGUUGUGAUAUCGAUAUACACCAAAGGCAGUAGGCGGUAUAUGGAGGUAGUCAAACAGAUGCUGGAUCCAUCUGGGGAGCUCAUUAAAGGCCGUUUAGUGUCGAGAGACGAUGAGCCGUCUAAUAUGACGCCUGUGGAAAAAGACCCUGAUUUGAUAAUUAAUGCAUCGAUUGAAUCUGGUGCGCAAGUCGAUGGUAGUGAUGGUAGACUGUGCAAUGGAGAUAAGGAGACGAAGGAGAGUGAAAUGCGUAGAUGGUUUGUGGUCCUGGACGAUAGUCCUGAGGCCUGGCCAGAGGAGCUGAGAGAGGCGGGGAAUGUCGUGACAGCUAAUAUGUAUGAUUUCGCAGAGGUGAACCACCGUCAGUUGUUGGCCGCGGUAGCUGCUAGCAGUGUAGGUAGGACGACUAAGCUUGCAGCCCUUCCUAGAGAUGGGGAUGAUUUCCUAGAAUGGGAAGCACCCGAGAAGAUCUGGGAUGUCGCUGAUGAACUGUGUCGGGGGUACGGGUAUAUGCCGACCUGUCGAGGAUCUGAUGCUUGCUCUACGGACGGCUCUGAACCACCGUCACCCAGUAUGGCUGGAACUGAAGUGGAAGGCCUGGGGGGUAGUGCAGUUCGGCAACUUAUGAGGAGGUCGUCACAGCGGGACCGAGGAGAAGCUGUGGUCGAUAGUGAGAAGAUUGGCGGCGAUGGCAGUCGGAGACGACAAAUGCCGCGGCGACGGACUGCUCCGCGAGUAUCGGAUUCUGUUCAUACUCAUGGAGUUAGUAAGACUAGUAAUAUUAACGGGUCGAGGAUGGGAGUGUUGAAUCAUGAAAGUCGUGGAAGUGCGGUAUUGGAAUUGCCUAUGAGGUUCGUUGUAUUCGUAGUAGCGUCCUUGCUUAUAACACUACACGAGGUGCUCUAUGCUCCCAUCGAUCUUCGACCGGUCGUCCCCAUCUCUAAUACAACAACAGCUUUCUCCCUGGACGAAGGCCUCACACAGGCUCCAUCGGACGAGAAGUUCGCCUCCUCUGUUAAUACUACUGAGGUUGUCUUAACUCAGCCUGUGAAUGACGAUAUAUAUAACAGCACCGAGUUAACGGCAGGGUCUCACCUUCGGCAAGGUAUGACUACUGCUAAGCCGUCUCGAGACGAGCCGUACUAUCUAGUUUAGAGGCUCCUAGAAGGGCAGAGUGGAGUCUAUUGCUGUUACCAUUUCCAACUUCUUUUUCCGUCAUGUCCGUGAUUCAUGUAAAUCUGAAAAUUUCAUAAUCUCCUUCAAAGCUAUCAUCGCUAUCACUAUGUUCCUCUAUGUAGUAUUGGAGUUUCUGACUCCGGCUCAGUGCGGGCCUAUACAGCUGAUCCCGGGAGGCCUGAAGGCCGGGUCGGACGACUGGUCAUUUUGGAGCGCAUUUUUGUAGGUCUUUGUCGUGAUGAAUCGAUUGCAGAAAAUGUGUAUCGAAAUUAUUUAUUUUCAACAUGAGCUGGUACGUCGUGUAGGCGUUGUUGCUGUCACGGAGUCCCCCAGCAGGACUGGUCAGCACGUCUGGUCGUGGGGACUGCUUUCUUAAGAAAGAUCAGU